This is a messenger RNA of Suillus clintonianus, 993 nucleotides long. RefSeq lists its product as uncharacterized. The record is from RefSeq and is a predicted model, not a curated record. Lineage: Eukaryota; Fungi; Basidiomycota; Agaricomycetes; Boletales; Suillaceae. Gene Ontology annotation, molecular function: DNA binding. Bases 1 to 993 code for a protein of 330 amino acids. The transcript is spliced from 3 exons. Gene Ontology annotation, biological process: DNA recombination; DNA integration.
AUGACACGUGUCACGUAUGCCACCGCACAAAAGAUGCGUGCCGCGAUCAGCCACAAGUACGGACGUGACCAUGGACGUGGCACACAACCAUGGCUGGAGGACUCUUUACGACCAGGCCAUUUCAGGGGAAACCCUUCACUCUCUGUCACAGUAUCGCAAUAUAUGAUCAGCCUUGGUCGUCGGAAGGUUCGUGCAGGUGAGGUGGUGACCAGUGCCCGCGCCAUCGAUGAACAAACCAUGAAGGAACUGUACGAGCAUAACAUCAGCUUUGUCGAUGAUGAUCUCGGACCAGCAUCCAAAAAAAGGAAAGCACAGGCACCCCAGAACUGGGCUGGCUCGACCACCCGCUUAAUGCUUCAGUUGAUGUUCAACACGGCCAUGCUCGUGUUGCUUCGCUUCGAGGAAGUCCUUCGGAUCACCUGGAAUGAUGUUCAGUUUGAACACUGUCAACCUCAGCAUCUUCGGCGUGUUCAUCUCAUGCUUCCCUUCCGCAAGACGCAUCAAUAUGGGGGCAUCGUGCCAUUCUACUUGUACGAAAACCGAGAGAAGCCUUGGAUGUGUCCAGUUCGCCUGUGGGCAGCUUGGUGGUGGCGUUGUCGGGAGCUCAACAUUGACGUGAAUGGGUACGUGUUUCGGAAAAAAAUGGGCAGAGAUGGAGUCAGUGCCAGUCCGCACGAUGCAAUGACCGCGGACUCCUUCCUGGAGUGCUUUCGCAAUAAUCUCCUGGACAUCGGCAUUGAUCCGCGGCCCUAUGGCACCCACUCGUUCCGCCGUGGAGGCUGUCAGUAUCUUGCGAUGGUGCUAAGGUGGCCGCUCCGGCAGAUCUGCACAUGGGGAGGCUGGGCGGAGAACUUCGACAACCCUGGAACAAUCUUCAAAUACCUCCUCUCGUGGAAUGAUGCACCUCUCCUCCAGAGAGAAGACUACUUCAACCCGGACCGAGCAGGUAGUGACCCGUGCACAAACUGUGGUCGCACUUGCUCGUGUGCAUGA